Molecule: messenger RNA, 2257 nt
Organism: Nematostella vectensis (starlet sea anemone)
Lineage: Eukaryota; Metazoa; Cnidaria; Anthozoa; Actiniaria; Edwardsiidae
Exons: 4
Coding region: 158-2035 (625 amino acids)
Biological process (GO): protein O-linked glycosylation via mannose
Cellular component (GO): Golgi apparatus
Source: RefSeq, a predicted model, not a curated record
GGGUGGGAAGCCUGUGGUUGACGCUAUGAACAUGUACAGCCUCGAUUUCAAACUUCACUCACAUUACGGAGACAUCGGCGGUGAAAAUAGGCACAAUUCGUGCUGAUGAAAACUUUCAAAGCUAUAAAGAUUAUCCAAAUCGGAGGGUAAAUAAGAAAUGGGUGGAACACAGUUACAGAACAAAAAACUUCUGUUUGGGACUUUAGCUGUAUGCGUCCUCAUAUUGGUGAUAGCAUUCACAGAAUUGAUAAACCCAAAGCUAGAAAAACAUUUCUGUGCCGGUGCCAAAAUCUCGAUGACGAAAUGCAAGAUUCCGGCCCCAACGGAUUUCUCACAAGAUAAAAAAGAUAUCGCAAGGAAGCUACUAGAGGUCAACUUACUCCUAAAGGCGGACAUCCUUCAGAAAAGGGCACCGGCCCCAGAUACUGUUCUUAAGCUAGAAGCUGUAAUAGAACAACUUGAGCCAGAGUAUUCACUGAGUAAGUCAAGAGAGAAACCUAAGCAGGAUGUUAAUACAAGUGUUAUACUCGACGUAUGUCCUGAAGAGUACCGCGGCGAAAAUUUCGGUUACCCGUUCUUCCAUACUGGCUGGGAACUCAGUAAUUGCUCUAAUGCAAGAUCUCUACCAGAGGUUAUCACCAUAUUGCUCAACACGAUUGCAUACCCAGAGCAAGAUGAUCAGCACAUCACAAACGUUCUCCAGGGCAUAAACAGUACUUACCCAGGAGUGCAAGUUAUUCUAUCAUCAACAAAGCCUAGCGUUCAACAAAUGUCCAAGAACUACCCUAACGUUUCUGCGGUGAUAAUUAGCAGUGGGAGCCUGGGUGCGGCAUGGAACCAGCUAGCAGCAAUGGUCAAGACACCCUACACCCUCAUCGCACGGGACCUUGUCCAUUUCGAUUUCAACGCCCGCCUUGAGCGCCAGAUAAGAAUGAUAAGCGACACAGAUCACGUAGGGGUAGUGGGUGGGGCGUUCCGUAACCUCACGGGUCACUGGAGGGUGGGGUGUCGACAGAGCCGGAUGUUUAACUACGUAUUGAGUUUCCAGGAAGGCUACCAUUAUUCCAGAAAAUCUUGUAUGUUUUGUAGCGAUCUUGAAGGGCCCUUUGUGGCUACAACUGAUUUACUGAAGUCUGUCAAGUUCAACGAAAUACUUCCCAAGGAGGUGGUAUUUGAGGACUUCUUCAUCAGGGUUACUCGUGCUAGCUAUCUCGUCAUGAAUUGCCCUGAUGUUAUGUAUUACACAACGGAUUACUCAUCAGAGACCAAGAUGCGUGACAAGGCAAUUUGGCGGGAGUUUGCCACCAAAUGGGUAUUAGUGAGAGUUGCGUUACAAAGCGUCACUCAUUCAUUCUCCUGUAGCGACAUCUCUUACAAGUGUAGCGUCGGCGUGACAAAAUACGCCCCUCUCCCUAAGUGCUGCUUGGAGCAGUUUAGCGGCGCAAUGAGAUUCCUCCAAGAAUUCGCUGAGAAAAAUAACGUGGCUUUUGAGUUGGACGCUGGCUCGGUACUGGCUGCAGUUAAGUUCAGUGACUACAAUCCCUUUGAUUUGGACGGUGAUAUAUCAAUGCUUUCAUGGAAUUUCUCAUUCAUCAAGGACAACAUGCCAUAUUUCAAGAAAAAUGGCUACACUUUCUCGUCUUAUUCCGCUCCAUCAUUUGACAGCAAAGGGAAUGUUAAAGGAAAGGGCUAUUUCAUGUACUACAGCCCAGAUAUAUACACUGAGUGUUAUGGGUUUGCCGAUAUGUCGGCAAAUAGACACCUACCGAAGGACCUGCGCGAUAUGCCACAUUUCACAAAGGCGUUGAUUGGCGACUCCUGGAUCAACAUCAUGUUUUCACCUGGAUUGUUCGCACGGAACCGCUACGGUUUGGACAUACUAAAGCAUUCUCAGAGCUGGUUGCAGGUUGGAGGAAUGGGAUCUAGUUGGGGUCGUUACAAACCUGGGCAGUUUCUGAAAUGUUCAAAGCCGGAUUUUCACUCAUGUCUGGAAAAGUUCCCAGCAGAUGGAAACUUGGCGUUUAUAGUGGACUGAUAAAAUAGAACUGCGAGACGGUUUUUAGGUAUAAGGAAAUGUAGUUUUAUAAGAAUUUAGCCCUUCAUUUGUACAGCUUUGUUCCCAGUUAAAAAAAGCAAUAGAUCAGAGCAAUCACGCUUUUCAUCUCCAACCCACCUCCAACCAAUUUGCGGAUGUGUCGCAAAUUUCGUUUUCCUUCACCAGAAAAGUUGAAAAAUAACUGAUAAAUAUUUGACGAGA